This is a messenger RNA of Chlamydomonas reinhardtii, 5884 nucleotides long. RefSeq lists its product as uncharacterized. The record is from RefSeq and is a predicted model, not a curated record. The transcript has 7 exons. NCBI's taxonomy places the organism in Eukaryota, Viridiplantae, Chlorophyta, Chlorophyceae, Chlamydomonadales, Chlamydomonadaceae. The coding region runs from base 291 to 2885 and encodes 864 amino acids.
GUAUAUAGCAUAUUGCGCGCAUAGCCUUGUCACUUAUUCGUUUGCAUUAUGAAACGAGAAACCUGCGCCAACUGUGACCACUGCGACUUGUUGUUUCUGGGACACCCGAGCUAUAACUGAGCAUGUAUAUAUUAGUAUGAGCGACUAAAGUGGAAAGCGGUGUCCAAAUGAGCGCAGACAGGGCAAGCGCAGGCGACGAAGCUUGCGUAAGCCGCGCUCGCUCAGAGCUUAGCCUUGACCUGGGUGGUGAGGUUCUCUCGCUGCUGCGUCUCCUGUUCGCAUCCGACCUAAUGCCAGCGGGCGGCUUGUACACGGGCGCGUGGGCGCAGGCGGCGGUCCGUCGCUACCUGCGACUGUGGCUGCCCCUCCUCUCCCACCACCCUGACCCCGCCGAGCGCGAGAGCCUCAUUCCCCCCCUGGAUGUGGCCCUGGUCUGGAUGCUACAUCGCGCUCUGGACAUCCACGCGUACGUCGACGACUGCAACAUGGUUGCUCUCAGCAGUGCGGCCGCGCUGGGGCUUCCCACAGACCGAGAGCCCGAGCUGCUGGGGGCCGGGACGGAGCAGGCGCUCGGGUUCGGCGACGGCGAGGGGGCGGUGGGCGCCUUCUCCGCGGAGGUGUGGCAGGAGUGGUCGCAGCUCGUUGAGGAAGGCCGCAUCUCGCCGCCCUCCCAGCCGCUGUCCGGGCUGCCCGGCGGACCGCCCGGACAGCCCUACUGGCCGCCGCAGCUGCCCGCGGCGGGCACUGGCGGCGGCGCCGGCGGCAGCCGCCGGCCCGGCGAGGCGUGGGAGGAGGAGUUGCAGGGGCGGCUGGUGGCGGCGCUGCCGCACGCGUCGUGGCUGCUGCGGCGGCUGCUGGCGUGCGGCUUCGAUGGCAGCCCGCAGCACUUGGAGAUUGCGCUGGACAGGUACUGCCGCUUCCUGCUCCUGGCGCAGCGGCACGCGCACGAGGCGCUGCUGCCGCCGCCCGACGUGCUGGCGGUGUGGUGGGCGCACAAGGCGCACCUGGGCGCCUACCUGUCUGACAUGGACGUGGUGAUGGGCGGCCCCUUCGACCUGGCGCUGGCGCAGACGGACCUGGAGGACGUCCAGCUGGCGGCGUACACGGCCAGGAUGUACGAGCAGGCAUUCGGGCUGCCGUACGACCCGCCGUACAACCCCACAGGCUGCCCGCCCCUUCCCCCGCACCCCUUCUCCCGCCAGCCCCACCCCCAGCAGCCUCCCCCGCAGCACACGCAGCACACGCAGCACGCGCAGCAGCAGCUGCUGCAGCUGCAGCUGCAAGACGCGCUGGGCCGGCAGCUGGAGUGGCAGGCGGCGGCGGGCCAGCUCGCGCCGCUGCGCACCUUCUUCGACAGCGGCGCCUCUCUCAUGGCGCGACUCACCGCAGCCAACAGCAGGAGCACCAGCCGCGGCCGGGUGGCGGCGGCGGCGGCGGGCGUGGCGGCGGUCGGCGCGCCCAUCUCGCCGGCGCGCGCGCCGCUAACGCCGUCGCUGUGCGCCGCAUCGUCUGUGGGCGCCGGCGGCGCUGCCGGCGGUCCCGCCGCCCAGUCUAGCGCCAACAGCUACCGCUGCUCCUCCGCGUCGCAGCAGCAGCGGCAGCGGCAGCAGCAGCAGCAACAACUGCAGCGGCACGGCCCGGGGGUGCAGGGGCAGCGGAGGGGCUCGGCGGGCGGCAGCCAGGCCCUGACGGCGGCGGCUGAGGCGGCGCUGGCGCUGGAGGCCGCGGGCGGCGGCGGCGGCGGCUGGGAGUGCCCCUCCCCCGGCGGCACCGAUAGCAGCGGCAGCAGCACCAGCGGCAGCAGCGGCAGCGUCGCCGGCGCCCCGCGUCACUCCCGCACUCAACAACAUCAGCAGCAGCAACAGCAGGCCGCUAAUCUCGCACCGCCAUCGCCACCGCAGCAGGCGUUUCCGCCGCCGCCGCCGCUGAGCCCCGCUCCUGCUGGCGGCCGUCCUCACAGCCGCUCCACGCCGCUCGCCAAGCUCGGCAGCGCCCUGCGCAACCUGCUGCACCGCAGCCGCAACAGCCGCAGCAGCCGUCGGCGCAGCGUCAGCGCCAGCGGCUUUCCCGGCGUCACCGCCGCCGGCGCCGCCGGCUCUGCGGGCUCGCACCCCGCCAUGCGUGGCACCUUCAGCUGGCGGCAGGACUCCGCAGCUACUGCUGCGGGCGCCGCCGCCGCCGCCGCCAGCACUGGCACUGGCGCCGCCGCUGCUACAGCCGUCCGGCCGGCGGGCCAGUACCCCACCCACUCGGGCGAGAUGGCCGCCGGCGGCGGCGGCGGCGGCGGCGAGCGCAGCAGCGCGGCGGCAGGCCCCGGCGGCACACGCGCUAGCCAAGAGGUGCUGGCGCGCGCCCUCACGGUGGACGUGUGCCCCGGCGGCUUCGUGCCCACGAGUGGCGGCGGCGCCGCCGGUAGGGAUGAGCCCGACUGGGGGCGGACAUGGGCGGGGCUGCCGCUCACGACCGCCGGCACCGCCCGCACCUCUCGCGGCGCCCAUUGGGGCGGCGGUGGCGGCGGCACUGGGCCGCUGGUGACGGCGACGGCGGCCACACGCGCCACCGGCUCGCCCAUGCCGAGUAGCGGCGGCUUCACAGUCGCCGCCGCGCUCGCCGCCGCCGCGGCCAUGCCGGCGGCGGAGGCGACGGCGCCGGCCUCCUCGCCAUUCCCGUCGCGCUGCUCCGCCGCCGCGUCCGCGUCCGCCACGGCGCCGGGCGGUGCCGCCGCGCCGUCGUCCGCGCCGUUCGCCUCCUCCGCUGGCGCCGCCGCCGCCGCCGCCCGCGCAGUCGCUACGGGCAGCCCGCUUCCUGGCGGCUCCUACCUGGCGCAAUGGCUGAGGCGCGGCAGGGGCAAUGCGGACACGCACAGCGGCAGAAGCGGCAAGUAAGUGCAGCGGCAGGGCGCACGGGUUGGCGCCGGUGCGCGGCUGGCGGCGGGACGCCAGCAGUGCGUGAGGGCGGGCGCUGUUGCGAGCGAGGGGUGCGCGAGAGGUGUUCAUGAGAGCAUUCAUAGCUCGGCGCGCGCUGCGAGACUACGUGGACUUCAUGUGGUCAGCAGGUGGUGGGGGAGUGCAGGAUGGGACGAGCGGUGAGCACUCGGAACUGCUGUUGCUGCGGAACGUCCUGAUCGCCACUUCGCACUGCAAUCAAACAGACUGCAAUCAAACUACCAUCUACUUGAUAUGCCGCUGCCCAUCAUGCUGAUGGCAUUUCUCAGGGAUUCUUUGGUGGCCCGGGUUGCAUGUGCAAAACGACACCCGGGAUAUUGCGAUGGGUAUUGUGGUGGUUCAAGGAACGAAAAACGUACAUCAAAUGCAAGCGCCGGGGCGCUGAUUGACCUAUGGCCGACUUCCACCAAGCAGCAGGGAGGCUUGCAGUUUUGGGCGCAGAGAAAUGCGAUUGCUACCGGUAUCUAUCGAGACGUACAUAUGGAGAGGAUGUGGCCGCUACUGCUAGAUAGCGGCGUGAAUGCGUGCACGCACACGCAGCGGCAGUAGCAAGAAUAAGGCGCUAGCCCCAACCCGUGCCUGCCUAAGAGCGGGCAUCUAGCGCUGGCUGCAUCUUGUGCGACCGCCGGAUGCCGAGCUAUUCAGCUAACUAGCACUGUUGAGGCUUUGUGCGGAUAGGCAGAGGCAGGCGCCAAGCACGGCGUUGGGCAGUCGUGGCCUGCAUGGCCAGGUGUCGCAUCUGCCGGCCUGAGACGCCGUCGUGACGUGCGCAGUGGUCUGUCGUGAUAUACAUGUAUAUAACGUAUAUGUCUGCCAUGUGUUUGUGAUGAUGAUUAUGAUGCACGGUCAAGAGCUGUUGACGUAUUACAACAGCAAGGCAUUGAUGGAAUGGCAGGUCGCUUGAGAUUUGCAUGCAGUGUGUGGAGGCGCACUGGCUGUAGGCAAGAGGUGUCGCGUGUUGCUCUGCGCAGCCUGGCGGCGGCGGCGGCGGGUGCAUGUGCGAGCUGCGAGGGCGGCCCUGCUUUGCUCGCACGCACCCACUGCCGCCGCGCAUGAGCAUUUUCCAAUGAGAGGCCGGUUUCACCUCUCAUUAGUCACCCGGGGCAGCAGGCACCCGCCACCACACGUGCUGCCGGCCCCCACCCAUCGUCGCACGCACCCUAAACCUAGCGAGUAGGUAGACCGCUUGCUUCACUUCGUUUGGCCGGUUAUUCAUUUCUUGUGAAUGCUGUAUGCUUUUUGUGGUGCUUUCUUUCCUUUACUUCGUGUGUGGAGUGCCUUAAAAUACAUGUACAUAGCUUGCGGCGGGCACUGUUUAGGUAGCAAGCCGGGGCAAAGGGUCCGCUGAAAGCAAUGGUGUGUGGAGAAUCGCAUGCAUGGCUGUGGUGUUGUGGGCUGUACGUACGACUGAUUACGACUGAGCAGGAAAACGGCACGAGAUGAGAUGUGGUGAUACAUAGCACGGCGGCUACGCGGGUCGUUUUAUCUGGUCCUAUUCGUACUGCUGCUGCUGCGGCUGCUGCUGCCGCCGCCAGCAUGAAUUGGCUGCUUGCUAAGAGAACAUGAAGGCUUCGAUAAACGUAUGGGGUUUACGUACUGCCAGUUUGACAACACAGCGACAACAUUUUGUGGCACAAGGGCUGCACUUCCAUCCAUGCUCGGCACAUGCACAGUGCGUGUGCUGUGCAAAGGUGUGCAGCUCCCAGGCUUACGUGAAGCUCUCGCUGGAGGCAACGGGAGUGGGGCCAUAAUGUCCAUCAUUGUCGCCACAGUCCAUCUCUUUGGAAACACUCCGCCGCCGGCGGCGCGUGUGUCCGUGCCAAACCAGACCAGACAUGUUUGGCCUCUGCGGGUCUGGUGCAGCGGUGCGCACUCAUGCGGCUGGGCCUCCGUCUGGAUUGCAUACUCGCAAUGGCUUUUGCUCUGAAGUUCAGGAUGCUGGAGUGUCAUUGGGGGCGGUUGACUGCAGUAGGGUGGACCGAAUGACCGAUGCAUCCGCAUAUGCGGCGGGCGGCUGUUACCAAGGGAGGUCGCAGGAUGUGUGUUUAGGCGGGGAGGGGAUUCACCAUUCCUGUUCGUUUGUGGGGUUGCUCGGCUGAAGACUUCGAGGUCCGGGCCGUUACUGCCGUCGUACUGAAUUCAAGGCAACCCAACCCAAUUGCGAGUGUUAUUGUGAGUGUGCGGCAGAGAGAUAGGGUAGGGGUUAGGAGGCGCAAGAUGAAAGGCACGCACGCUGCGUGGCUUGAAGGGGGCGUUCAUGCUUCGAUUGUGAGUGAGUGUGCGUGCGGCAGCGGCUUUUAUAAUGCUGCUGCUACCACCCUUCAUCUACGCAUAUUGUUUCAAGUGUACCGGUAGUAUUGCUACAGAGUCCUGGCAGGCAAUGCAGAGAUGGCAGGCAGGAGGUGUUGCAGAAGAGAUAGGGCAGGCAGGGGGCAGGGUGGAGAGACACGCUGCGGGGCCUGGAGGGGUUUACUGGGCCCGUUAGUGUAUGCAGGCGGGCGUGUGCAAUUGGAAGCCCCCGCUGUCAAGGACAGUCUUUCCGCCGCAAAGCUGUAGGCUGUUUGUUGUGUGUUUGCCUGCUAGCUGAUGAGGCAGCGGCGGAAAGCCAGGCGCCGAUCUUCACACGCCGCCGCCUAGGUCGGGGCGGGUGCUGUACGGUGCAGCUGCGUACCGGUGUGUGCCGUGUUGUAUGGGUACCGUGUGCUAAUGAAGGUACCGUGGCAACAAGCAGCGCGGCAUGCAUGUGCGGCCUGAGGGCAACAUACAGACACGGGCCGGGGUCCCAUGGCUGGUCCCACGGGUCACGGCACCGCCCUCCGCGCGCCUGAGUGAGCGGGCAGCAGCAGUGGCGCCGCGCCAGGGCGCCGCUGCUGCCGCCGCGUGCGCGGCGCACUGAGGCGCAGACAAUUCUGCUGCUGGCUUUGUAACUCUGAUACGGU